AUGGAUAAAAAUGUAUUACAUGAUAUAAUGACUGCGUGUAUUAUUAUGCACAACAUGAUAAUCGAGGAUGAUCGUAAUGUUGAUGCAUCGAUUGAGAAUCAGAUGGAAGUGCCAACUCCCGAAGUUGAAAUUGUCGUAGAUGAAAAUGUCCGAUUUCAAAAUUUUCUUGCUUGACAUAGACAAAUUAAGGAUGCAGAGGCUCACCAGGCUCUUCGAAAUGCAUUAAUUGAUCAUUUGUGGGAAGAACAUACUAAUUCGGAAAAUUAA
This is a messenger RNA of Pistacia vera, 267 nucleotides long. RefSeq lists its product as uncharacterized. The record is from RefSeq and is a predicted model, not a curated record. The transcript has a single exon. NCBI's taxonomy places the organism in Eukaryota, Viridiplantae, Streptophyta, Magnoliopsida, Sapindales, Anacardiaceae.